CCCAUGGAAUUAUCAUGGAAUACCAAACAUUGAGAAUUUGUCAAAAUUUUUGUUCUUAUUAGUUUUGGAUCUUUAAAUUUUAAAUUCUAAAGUUUUUUAUAUAUCUGUAAAUGGUUAAAAUGGCUCCUAAUAAACAUGAGAAGAAACCGAAAAAAGAAACAUCAGUGUGUCAGACCUCCAAAUGUGAUCUGGAUGCAGAAUGCACAGCGAGCUGCCCUGGCGGUAUCAGCGCAGCCUCAGGGCGAGGAGUCUCCCUGGGUAGAAAGACGGAUCGGCAACGCCGCAACAUGGAGCGGGUGGAAAUGCUUGCGCGACCCAACACGAGGCGGCUGCGGAGUCUCUGGGAUGAGAAGUGCGCCAUACUGCCACCCGAACGUCGGAACAAGAUCAAAAGCGCGCUGGAGGAGGACUAUUUCCUUAGUCCAGAGCAAACGGAGCAAUACUUCCAAGCCUUGAACCAGCAUACGGGGAAGUUCCACAUCCCGGGCGCCGGCACCAUCAGUCGCAAGGAGCAGGCGGAUAGGGCCAAGGAAUUGCGGCAGCGUCAGAAGUGGCUCGUCAAUUUUAGUGCACAGGUGGCAUAUCGCAUUUGCGACUACAUCGCGAAGGGCCAGAAAGAAAUGCUCGUGUCCAACAGGCUACGGAGCAUCGCUGAUGUGGUGUUGGAGAGAGUGGCCGACAUAUUGGGUGAGCCCAAACCCACUCGAACACACCCUGGCCGCCUGGCUCGCUUCAUGGUAGCGAUAUCCGACCGCAUCGCCGUCUGGAUAGAAAACGCCGUCUACCGCGCGGACGCCAUGGAGCCGCCCGAGGAACCCCAGCACGAGCACAUGCGACUUGACCAGGAACGCCCGCUUAUAUGUUAAAUUGGAUGAAGAUAUCGUGUCCGGAAAAUCCCGAAAUUGCGCCAGUCCGUGAAGAAUCGGCCAUAUACUCUACAAGUUAAUUUUUUUUCAGGGCCCGUAUUCGAUUGUAAAAUUAUGUCAUUGUAUGUAAAUGUCAUCCGUUUUAUUUAAAU
Molecule: messenger RNA, 1018 nt
Organism: Cydia fagiglandana
Lineage: Eukaryota; Metazoa; Arthropoda; Insecta; Lepidoptera; Tortricidae
Exons: 6
Coding region: 111-866 (251 amino acids)
Source: RefSeq, a predicted model, not a curated record